CAACAGUCCAAGGACGAUGACCUCAGGCAAACUCGAUACGUCGAUUUUUAAGACGAAAACAUUGGAAACCCUCCUCAAUGCGCUUCUGGAGGUCACCACCCAGAAGAACCUCCUUGUGCUAGACAGCCGGAUCAUCCCUUUGGUCAACUACCUCACGCCGUUCAGCGCGUUGAAAAGCCACAGCCACAUCGAAGCCACAAUCAAUCUCGAUGAGUUUGUGCGGAAGCUACGAGACGAGCCUACGCUCUUGGGCCAGUUUCAUAGCUUGAUCAUCAUUAUGGACAGUGCUUACGACGACUCUGUCAGCUACUUGCGCAAGUUCUUGCCCAGCCUCCCGUCCAAGGCCACCACCUUGAUCUUCCGAAACCUUACCAAGAGCCUCUUGUUCCAAGUCAACGAGAUCGGGAGUCUUGGGCUUACGUUUGAAGAUGUUAUUUACAGCGAAAGAGCCGGGACGGAGUUUGACGCCAAUCCAUUUUUGACCGUGCGUAAUUGGCCGACGUACGCGCUCCCGUUGGAGGAGAAUCUUUUGUCGCUCUCGCGACAGGAUCUAGAUAUCCAAAGCUACUUGAAUAAUCCGUUGCACGAAGUUUCAGACUUGGCCGAUGCUUUGGUGGAUAUCACCGCCAACUUGCCCCUCAGCUUUCAGAACUUUUUUGGCAAGGGUGACAACGCGUGCUUGCUUCUUGAUAACUUUGAGAAGCGGUUGGCAGCGCGGUCCACGACUUUGUCUGAGUUUGAGACGUACGAGCUCCUGAAGGUGGGGGUAAACACGGAUUUGGUCGUGUUGGAGCGAAACCUCGACUUCAUUUCUGUACUCCUCACCCAGCUCAGCUACGGGGGGUUGGUUCGUGAAGUGUUGGAAGACGAGGAGUUUGGUAUCAUUGAGACUGAGCGCUUGGAGGACGAAGAGCUGGAGAACAAGCAAAAGAUCCGGCUCGACGACCCGUUGUACGAGCGAUUCAAAAACCUCAACUUCAGUUCCAUUGGCCACAAUUUAAAAAAAACCGCUCAAGAAUUGCAGGGCGAGUUUGACUCCCGUCACCAGGCCUCGACUAUUAACGAAAUCAAGAACUUUGUGUCGAACCUAGGCGGUUUAACGUCCAAGCAAACCGACUUGAAGAAACACACCAGCAUCUCCGAGUACAUCAUCAAGGAGUUCAAUGUAGAAGGCGCAGGCGUCCCGGAAUGCGUGGAAAGUGCUAGCGACAGCACCCUCUUCUUCCAGAACGAUUUGUUUGAGUUGGACUAUCGUGCCGCCAUCCAGGCGAUCACAAAGAUCACCAACCGUGGACAGUACCCUCUCCAACUGGUGGUCAAGUUUGUGGUGGUGUUGUCAAACCUCCAAAGCAACAACGAAGGCAUUCGGCUAAAAGACUAUGAAAUAUUGAAGGCGGAGAUCCUCCAGUCGUACGGAGUGUAUCCGGCGUUGUUUUUGCUCCAAAAGCUUGAGUAUCACAAAAUUCUCAAGGUCCAACCCGAGGGACACAGCACCUCAUUGUUUCCCUUUAGCUUGGGGUCGACCCCGCUGGAGACCACCACCGUGGCGAGCCCUGGGUACAAGCAGUCGCCACUGGCAGGCAUGCCAAUCACCGGCUCGUGCUUGAAAGACUUUUUCCUGUUGGCCAAUCAGCUCAAUUUGUUACCCCCGCUUCCGGAGACGUACAACCCCGAAACGGUUGAGGACUUUACCACGUAUCCAAACCAGUCGUUCUUCUACCCGGGAAACUACGUGCCCAUUGUGUCGCGGUUGGUGGAAGCGUUGUAUUUGCGUGCCUUCAUGGUCAACCGGCCGCUCAACAAUCUCUACAAAAGGCCUAACUGGAUCGGGUUAAACCUCAGCAAGUUUUUGGCUGGGAACGAAAUCGACAAGGCGUUGGUUUCCGAAGAACAGUACGCGUUUCCGAAGAAGCCUCAGCCCCAGACCUCCCCGUUUAAGGAGGAGCUUGUGUUGGUGGUGAUGAUGGGGGGCAUCACCUAUAGCGAGCUUGUGGCGAUGCGGUACUUGGAAUCGCGGAUGAAUGAGAAAUUUUUUAAACGGGUUAGGAUCCAAAAGAAGCUAGUGGUGUUGACCGCCGGUGGGUUCAUCAAGGGGGAUACCUUGAUUGGGGGGUUGUUAAAGUAACGAGAAGCGUGGUAUACGGGCAGAAGUUUUCGCUUGAACCGAUAAGAUAGGCGAUUGAAGCGUACACUAUCACACCCCAUUCAAAGACUUACAAACCAAUAGACAGAUAUCUUUGAGAUAACUAAUAAUAGCAUUUUACUAUGGAUAAUUUUAGACCGCAUGGUGGCCAACACUGGUAAAUACGUGGUUAGGCAUGGCUCAAACAUUCACCGUCUAAAAACAACUGAAUCAUUAACCUGCAAAACCGCGACAUUACAGGUAUAAUAUUUAUGACAGGGUGUUUUAUGGGGUAUUCAUUGUAUUCGGUGUGAUUAUUUUGAUUAAA
Molecule: messenger RNA, 2450 nt
Organism: Babjeviella inositovora NRRL Y-12698
Lineage: Eukaryota; Fungi; Ascomycota; Pichiomycetes; Serinales
Gene: VPS33
Product: tethering complex ATP-binding subunit
Exons: 1
Coding region: 17-2125 (702 amino acids)
Biological process (GO): intracellular protein transport; vesicle-mediated transport
Cellular component (GO): CORVET complex; fungal-type vacuole
Source: RefSeq, a predicted model, not a curated record